GAAAUCAUGGCUGUGAAGCAGUUUGUUUCAGCGUUUCUGUUUACUUUAUUUCUUGUGCCAAAAAGCAGCGCCUAUCUCGACGAAGGUGAGAAUUGUUUUGUUCUUAAUUUAUUAGGCUUGCUUUUGCAAGAGGAGCGAUAUUGAGGUGCGCGACUAAAAGAGAGAACAUUUUGGGAAAUAAGCCUUCUGAAUUCUCGGAAUUGCAAACAGUUACAAAUGAUGCGCGAGGUAAUUCUUGCAUUGCAGUAUCUAUAGGUACCUUAAGCAAUCGCAAUCAGGACAGCGACGCCAAGGAAUACAUCGAUUAAAAACCGAAUAUAUGUUUUUGCUAGUAUUUCUCGUAGUGCUGAAUAUGUUUACCGUCUGUUCCGGCGCCAUGCAUCAACUUCCGCAUAGGACACGUUUAGUGAGCAGUGUCGAAAUUCGAAUGGAGAUUGAAAUGAGACUAGGCAAAUUUUGGCGAUUUCACGUUGUGUUUGGUAGAGGACUGGUAGAAAUGUGUUUCAAAACGCACAAGCAGAGGUAUCGUCCUACUCAGAGUUACACCAUUUCACGAGUCAACUUCGAGCCCGGGUCACAUCCGAGUCACGAAUCAGGUUCUAGUCAACUUAAAUUUUUCCUCUCUCGUGAAGUAACAUCGUAAGGCAAUACACUAUUAUUGUAGCCAUUAAAAAAUUAAAAUGAAUCAAACAAACUCGCUUAUUUAACUAAGUUUUUCACCUGAAACUUCAGCUGAAACAGCCGAAUUCAUCACUUUCGAUUUCACAGGCCACAGACAACAAUUUCUGCCUUGUAAAUUGUUACUAAGUGCACCUCUCUCCAUCUCACAGAAUUAUCGCAAAGUUUACAAAACGUUCCAAAGGCUGCUAUUUUCCGUUGAGAUUGAACCACAACUGAUGCUCAGGCUACGAAAAAAUUUAGCUCGUCAACCUUCAAUUUCUCGUUUCUUCUUACGACUCAGCGCGUAUCAUACGUUAUGCACUCCAUACGUUAUGAAACAUGGCUCGCCUCGAAAAUUUUGAACAAUGAACACUCGUAUAUCACGAGAAAACCAAGAAGUGUUAAACAUGAUUAUUCUGAUGAAACAAACGUUUACAGAGGAAUAAUGAACGUUCUGCCUCCGGCGCGUGUAAUAAAAAAGAAGUCGGAAUCUAUCGGGGAAACUCAUAGACACCAUGGAAUGUUCACUUCUGCGAACGCAACUGUGAAUGAGUGCAGAUUUGACCCUCGCAAACGGCCGUGAAAAACGUUGAAGUUUAAAACUAGACGUUUUUGUACUCCUGCUACAUGAUUUUGACACCGAAAUAAAAAAAGAGAAAAAACCUAAAAACAAGAAAAAAGGAACAAUUUUAAUCGCACUUGACUCGUGAUAUUGUAUAACUUGUUUUGCUCAUUAGAUCUUUUGUUUUGCUAAGUCCUCGUUGCCGUCGCUGUCGUGAUUUUUGUAAACUAUUUAACGCUGCGUCUACUUCAUCAAGAAGAAUAUAACUUUACCUCGAAAUCACCGGGUUUAAGAGCAUUUUACUGAGUAGAUAGUUGAACGAUCCACUUUAUAACAACGCAGUUGUUAUGUAACCCUUUAACUCCCAAGAUCUCAUUAAUAAUUCUCCUUACUGUCUGCCAUAUAGUUCUUAUGAUGUCAGUUUGGAGAAUUUAGUAUUGGAUCAACUAAUAAUCCCCUGAUUAAUAUUUUUCUUUAUUCUCAUCACUUUUAUGGUUGAUAUUGUAUUGAUAUUGUAAGGAGAAAUUCUCUCUUCGUCACUCAGGGGAGGUAAAGGGUUAAACUCUGAAUUUUUAAUUGAGAAGGAGAAGUUACCACAUCAAAUAUAAUUCGAGCUGAAUUUUACCAGUUUUUGACUUCUGCCCUGCGGUGAUGUGGAAUUUUAUCUCGCCACAACAAAGUUUAAUGAAUUCGCCAACGAAAUACCACCUUGAGGAGCCAGCUGGUCUGAGAAUAGGUGUGGAUUUAAGGGCACCUAUGGGGCCAGUUUCUUCAGAGUCAUCUUGCAUGGUUUUUCGAAAGUCUUAACUUCAAGGGCCCGAGGGCAUAUUUUAGAACAAAAAAAAUUAAAGAAUAGAGAAGCAGAUUCUAGCACCCUAACCUUUCCAUUUUGUUUCCUUAGCUGACAGUUUUGUUGCAAAAUUUUAAAAAAAUUGAAACCCUCAUUUUGAAUGAAAACAGAACAGUUUUGCGUCUUUUACGGGCCUUCUAACCCAUUAACUCCCAGGAUCUCAAUAGUAGUUCUCCUUACUGACAGCCAUUUAGCUGUUGUGAUGUUAAUUUGGAGAAUCUGGUAUUGGAUCAACUAAUAAUCCCCUAAAUAAUAUUUUUCUUAAUUCUCACCACCUGUCUACUUGAUAUUGUAUUGAUAUUGUGAGGAGAAAUUCUGUCUUGGUUACUCAUGGGAGUUCAAGGGUUAAGUUGAUGAGACGUUCGAGAGACAGGUCCGAGCCAAAAACGAGCCAAAAUUUCAGAAGAAUACCCUCAUGCGGGAGUGGCUCCUCGCAUAGAAACCUGCAGCCUGCAGCCAGACAAUGACAUCUUCUCGUAUAAGAAAGAUUAAUAGUACUUAUUUUCUUUCAGAAUCUUCCACCAGAAUAAUAGAUGGGCUUAUUGUUGGGAUCGCGAAUGGGUUGGCUGACAAUGAUGGGUGUGUGUCAAUGGAUCUCCCAAGAGACUGCACCAUAACAAGCGACUGUUCUCAGAUCACGUGUUCCACGUCCUUAGGCGGGGAAAGUAGUUCUCUGACAGUUACUAUUAACAGGUACGAUACCAGCAAAUAUAGGUUGUGUCACAAUAUCUGAUCCCCUAUAAGGCUCUUUAUAUUCAUACGACCCCCCCCUCUUAAUUGGGGGCGGGGAGAGGGGGGGGGGUAGUCUUUAAAGGUAAGGACAAGAAUAAGCGAUAAAGUAAAUCAGCGUGUGACGUCAGGAUCGGGUCGAGUCAGGCCCAGGUCACGACGGUCGGUGGGGAGCAUUCUCGCUAUCGCACCUGUAGUAGUUCAUUUUUAUUUCCAAUCUCACGCCUGUCACUGGCUAUGAAAUGAAUAACUUUUUCACAGAUGCGAUGAACCAGUCACCGUGACCAUCCAUGUGAAGGUCAGUGGAGAAGAAAAUAUCGAUUGGACCCAUGUCUUCACUUCCGGUGAAGAGCUUCCUGUCCCAGGGCUGAAAGAAGCAAAGAUCUUCGGAGCAGAAUUGUACAUCAAGACCUCCAUAGAAACAAAAGACGACACGUUAACUUUGAAGGUUUAACUAACAUUAACAUUUAUUUUCUCUGCACUGUUCUGGUCACAUUUCCGAUGGUACUGACAAGGAGUAUUAUUUUGAAAAUGUAGGGCUUCUUAAAUUGGUGAUUAUUUCUCUUAUUCACAUGACCUUUAUAUUGGUUCAAGGAAGAUUCUGUUAGGAGAAACUAAACUAGAAGCCAGUCACUCUUAAGAGUUAAAAGAUUAAACGAUUUUGUGAGAGAGGACAAAAAGAGUGUAACAUUCAAGGCAAAUUCUAUCACAAAUAUUUGUGGUUUUUUAAAGCUCGAAUAAGUUUAUAGCACCAAAUUUUUAAGUUCAAGAUGUUGCAGUAGAACUGUGUAAGUGCCUUAGUUCUUUAAGAAUUAAGAACUCUUAAGCUACUACGAUCGGAUUUUUCAACAUCAAUGAUUUUUAAACACUUUGUUCUGUUUAGGUGACACUACGAGGAGGAAUGAACAUAGAUCUGAUCGAUCAAAAGUUGCCAAUUUCCACAGAUUACUGCGGUAAGUUUUCGUUUAAUCGUAGAUUAAUUUGCAGUUUUAUGUGUGAUAAACACAAUGUGUUUUAACACAUUUUUUUGGAAUAAAGGGAGAGGAAGGCAGACGCCUAAAAAGAGUCUUAACUUUCUUUUGCAUUUUCAGGAGAGUAGAGACAAAUGCGAGUCUUAAUCCUUAAGAAAUAAUUUAUCGCUUUAUUUCGUUUAACCUGAAAACAAAACAAGAAACACAACAGCAACAACAAUAAUCACAAAAACGCGCAUGCUGUACCAGAUUAGAGACCUUUUUCUUUAAAUCAAACAUCGUGGCUCGUUGAGAUAUCGCAAGCUUACCAAGGUGCUAACCCGUGUCAUUUUUGUUCCCUAACAGGUUUUGUUCGCUGGUGGGAGAGCCGUGACAACGCUGGACGCAUCGCGCUGCUCGUGGCGUCUGCAUUUGUGGCCUUGUCAAUCGUUUCUUGUUGUUUCUGUUGCGGAUGUUGUUGUUGCUGCCGUUGUUGCCGCAAGAAGAACUCUGGAAUCGUUUGAUCCUAACCCCCCCCCAAGUCAGAGAUGGUAAGGUUGUGACAAAACCCCCCUGAACUCCCACAGUGACUAAGUCAUAAUUUCUCCUUACAAUAUCACUACAAUGUCAAACAGACAAGUGAUGAGAAUUACAAAAAUAUUAAUUAGGGGAUUAUUAAUUGAUUCAAUGCCAAAUUCUCCGAACUAGGGUCACAAUAAUUGUAUGGCAGAUAGUAAGGAGAAUUACCAAGAAGAUCUUAGAGAUGAAAGGGUUACUAGCGCAUUUCUAUAGAGCGCCUCAACUCUUCCUGAGUUUCCUGAGUUUACUGCGAUUGUAUGCAGUGUACAAAUUAAAAAAAAAAUAGAUAGAAUGUUAUUUAACACUUCCCUCUGACUCCUCUAACACAGGUUUUAACUCUGACUUUUCCCGCAGGUUCUAAGCUGCUCUACCUGGUCUUCAGUAAAACAAGUUUGCCGCUUUUAGAUACGCGUAGUGGUUACGUGACUAUACGCUUCUUUGUUAUUCGCUACCGUGAAUUUACAGUCAAAACGCAAUCAUGAUACUAUAACCUGAUUAUAAAGAUGGCCACUAAAUGUCGUAGUACCUAGUAAAAGUCGGUUCCAUGCUAAGUCGUAACUCUCUCAGUCUCAGUCACGUUGUGCAAAUAUAUUAGAAUGUUAGCUUGGCUCUAAGAGUAAGCGUGAUUUUUUUACCUCUUUUUUACGUUUUCAUUCGGGCGAACGCAAGCGUUAGGCGAGUGCAAAGAGUGGAUCACAUGUGGGAGGAAAAUCGCGAUUUUUUCGCGUUUAUCCUCUCGCGCGUGACUUGCCAUUCGUGGUCGCUCAGCGCGUGCUUCUGCUCGUCUGAAAAUACAAAACGUCAAUAAUAAUGAUAGUAACGAUAGGUUCAAGAUUUAUGAAGAUAAAAAAUGAUAAUGAUAACUUUGAUUUAAUAACUUAACAAGGUCAAAAGUACCUUUUUUCGAUAAGACUGUUCGUAAGAUUUUGAUUUUGAUGAAACUGUAACCAAGAGAAAGUAAAGAGUAUUUUUGGAGUCAACUUUUCAGUGAGUUAAAAGUUAAUGUAGAUUGCUUGAAACGUACUGUAAGACAGCUGAAGUAUAUGCAGUUCUUUAUUAUUUUUUUUAUUAAAAAACCUUUCUACAGAAUAAAACUUUGUAGACACUUAUUAUCGUAAGGUCCUGCACCAGUUUCUCUGCAAAUUAAAUAUGCGCCUUCUUUUAUUUCACUUUGGUUUUAGUCACCCCUCCCUCGCCCUCACCUUCGACUUUCCCUCUUUCGCCCCCACUACACCCCCCUUUCCUUCCCUCGCCCCCACCUCCCCCUCCUUCUUGUAGAUCAGGAGCACAUAUGUAAGACCUGACAUAAGUUUGCAUAAGCUCUUAUAAAAUUCGGUUACUCGUCUCUCCCCUUUCCCGUAAUUCCGCCAGUUACAAUUUCUAACUCGCAGGCUAAAUCUUAAAUCCCCACGGUGUAGGGUGUAAAUUGUAUAGAACUGCGGCGGAUAUUGUGUAGCAGUGCUCGCUCUCUCCAAGCAAGCCACAUUAAUUAUGGUUUGUUGUCCUUUGGAAGUGCGCCUUUACGAAUUCGAGUGGUCCUUUUCGUCUUAAAGUUGUUGAAAACCAGGGAAAACAUGAAUAAUUUACCCACAUAAAGCGGUCAACUUCCACUGCCGAACGCACGCUUUCUUUAUUUUUACUCCGACUUUGAUACGCGCUCCAUUCUGAGGUUUUCGAAUUCGCCCUGAUUAAAAAUAAACAUGACGGAAAUGAAACGACAUGAAUAUUCAAAGUUGAUUGUUUGCAUAUAUUAGGCAGAUCACAUGAACUCACAUUAUGGCGGUCAACUUUUGUACCGUCUUGGCCUCGGUUUGCCUUCUGUGUGCUGUUAUGGGUAAGUGACGAGAGGUUACGACACGAAAGUACAAAAUUGGCAAUGUUAUGCAGCGAUUGCAGUGUUCAAAGCUCUGUUAGAUUACAGUGCGAUCUAAUUUCUGGGGCACUGACUCACGCUACAAAUCUAUCGGGCGAGCAUCACAACAAUUCCAUAAAUGUUGUCAUUCCAGCGAAAGAUUAAUCGUUUUACGAGGAAUAUUUAUAAAGAGUUGUUCGAUUAUUUUUCGUAAUUUUCCGUUGACUUCAUACGCAUCGAUGGCUUUGGAGUUUGUGCAAUGUCAUGUUGUGACGGCGUGUGUAAAAUCUUCAGUUCAACAAUAACAAAUCCUAUUUACUAUUCAGAAAGAUGAUGGCGGAAACAUUAUACGUUUUUAAGCCUUUGAUAUCAAUAUUUCCGCUUUGACAUAGAAUUUAAAUGUGAGUUAAGUAGUAAAGGGAAGGUUUUGAAUUUAUUUUUUAAUCUGCGAGCUCUUUCAAAUGAAAGGGUCGGGUUGAGCCAUAUGGCACUUCGCAAGGUUGAAUUGCAAUAUUCUGCUAAAAAACUGGUAAUUUUGAAUGACGCUUUGCCGACAUUCUGAACCUAAACGUGCGUUGCCCGAACAGAUUAUUUGAAAAUAUCUAGUUGAGCGUGCACGUUCAACUUCAUGCCCAGAAAAGUGAAUUGUUGUCCAUAAUUUCUGUUUGUUAUCACUCUUGUUUGCGGCAGCAACAUCGAAUUCUGUCACAAUGUUGGGUGAGACACCAUAUUAUGAAGACAGCGAAAAUAUUCCCCCUUCAGAUGCUAUCUAUUAUUUUCGAAAGUGAAACUUUCAUGUGCUUAGUUAGCGAAAAUAAGUCGCUCAAAAUAGAAUGUUGGUGAUGCAUUCAUGACACAAUUUAAAUACUUCAUUAUUCCUCCCAUUAUCCAACUGGCUACGUUGGUGGUAAACUUUAAUCAUGGCAGUUUAGUAAGAUUUGCGACCGGACGCUGCUCCCCCCGCUCCUUUCAUACCUAUGGAUUUUUUUAAUACUUGACCAACAUUUUUGCAACAACAGUGUUGCAUCUUGCUACUAAAGUGUCUGACCGCGCAAACGAAGGUGGGAGGGGGGGGAGGGGCGGGUGGAGUGGUUAGAGUAUCAAAAAUUCUCGGAUCCGCCCCUGAAAAUCAUAGCUACUUGAAACUCCAUUUCUUUUCUCCUAGUGGAAGGAAACGAUGAAGACCGUGAUUACAGAGACUUUUAUGAGUAUGAUGACGACGAUAAUGGCAUCAAAAAAGCUGAAAAAUGCCCCGAUAUUAACUUACCUAGAGGUCUUGGCGGCCCUUGCAAAGUCAGUGAUUUUUGCAGCAAUAUUACUUGCGAGGUGAAGGUGGGGGAGAAGAGUGCCACCUUAAUUUUCAAAAUAAACCAGUGUGAUGAUCCCAUCACUGCCACAGUCACUGUCAAGAUACAAGGUUAUGCAGUUGAUUGGUCGCAUACAUUUAAAGAUGGUGAAAAGAUCAAGUUUCCGCUUGGGAAGGAAUCCGGUGUAAUGGCGCAAGGAUCAGUUUCACUUUUGGUUGUGUUGAAAAGAGAAGGCAAAAAGUUGCAUUUUAAGGUA
Pocillopora meandrina is the source of this 7745-nucleotide messenger RNA. The record is from the annotation of a GenBank genome assembly. Lineage: Eukaryota; Metazoa; Cnidaria; Anthozoa; Scleractinia; Pocilloporidae.